UCAGUGAUCAACAACCUAGCAUCUUACAUCUCUUCAGCAAACACUGUUCUUUCUUUCUUACUUCGUCCCUUUAUUAUUCUCAUAAAUUCAAGGCAGUUCAGUUCAAUAGAUCAGAGCACCGUCCACCCAUUAUUGCCAAGAAUUCCUACUUCCAAGUUCCAAAGCAUAUUACAUGGAUGAGAAGUGGAAGGUAUCGAAGAAAGAAAGUUCAAAUAGUCAUUGCUCCUCUUCAUCCAAGUCUAUUUUCACAAGGAGUUUCUCAACAAAGAGUUCUUCCAAGUCUCCUCUUCUUAGAAGUGCUUCACAGAAGAACUCCACUACUACUUCUUCUUCUUCUUCUUCUAAACCUCUUCCUCGAAGCUUUUCACAAAAGGGUUCUUCUAUUACGCGUAAAUAUAGUAGCUUGGCCAAAGAACAGAAGGCAAGAUUCUACAUCAUGAGGCGCUGUGUUGCCAUGCUAGUUUGCUGGCAUAAACAUGGAGAUUCUUGAAGGAAAGAGAAAAGAGAAUAUAUGUGGAUCAACUAUGGGGAAUCCUCCUGGUUGCUUUCUUCUUUUAUCCCCCUUCUUUUUGCAGGAUGGUUCUUGGGGUUUACUUCUGUUGAACUCCUGGAUUUUCUGGCAAAGGAUCAAGAAGAGUUCAAUGUCACAGAUUCUCCUUUCUGUUCUUUAUUUUUAUGUUCAGUUGUAACUAAAACUGAGAGCUACAAUUUCUAUACCUUGUAACAAUAAGACUAUAUCAAAAAAUGAAUUUCUUUCAAAUCC
Molecule: messenger RNA, 763 nt
Organism: Rubroshorea leprosula
Lineage: Eukaryota; Viridiplantae; Streptophyta; Magnoliopsida; Malvales; Dipterocarpaceae
Source: the annotation of a GenBank genome assembly